CAGCUAUCAUUUUCUUGCAAGAAAAUGUCACUCUCUUUUUGUAGCCUUCCUUCGAAAAUCGCCCAUUCGGAAAACCCUAAUGGCUACCGCCACCUCCGAGGUAGUUAUGUCGAUGCUUGAGCCGAAUCCUCUGCUUAGCGUCGAUAUGGUUCGUUGAGUUUGUAAUCAAUUGGGCCCGGCGUAAUUCAAUCAUGCAACUGCGAUCUUGUGAUCUGGUGAAUUCUUGUGACUGGAAAAUGCGAUUCGAUGGGAGGUUUUCUGAGACCUAAAUUUCUAGAAAGUUAUUGAGUUGUUAGGGUGAAUCGAAUGGAGUCCUCUGGUGCUCAUAAUCAUUUGCCUCCUCAUAAGCGUCUGCUUGCUGAACUGAGGAAGGAGAAUUCUGAAUUCAAUUUUAUGCCGCCUGUUCCUAUUGUUUUGGGUGAUUUUGAUGCCCGGCUUCGUGAUGUUGUCAAUUCCCCAGGAUCGACUCCAGAAAAGAUCAUCGAGGUGUCCAAGUCAGUAGCUUUGGCUGCAUUUGAAAUUGCUGUGGCAGCUAGAAACAAUGCAAUUGAGAAAGCAGCUGCAGCUACAAAGGCGAAAGCUGAUGCCAAGAAUGCAUUGUUAUUUUUGGACUUCAUUACGAGGAAGAGAAAUUCUAGAAAAAUCUGUGCAAACCAGAACAAAGUGAGUAAGAAACAGAUCCCAAUAAAACUCCUCUAUCAGACUAGCCAUUCUGCUGGGAGCCAUGAAACAGAUGAAGAACUAGCUAAGAAACUGCAUCGCACAAUGAAUAGUUUGCCUACAAUCUCAAAUAAUAAGUAAAAUGCAUUUAUGUUUUGUGAAAAAAAAAAGGUUCUAUAUGAUGGUGAAGUUGUCGUUGUCUGCCACAAAAAUUCACAUAAUUUUCAUGUGAUGAGAAUUAGGACAAGUGAUGACUCACAAGGGAAAAUUCUUAAAUGUUCCAAAGCUGACAAUUUUGUGAAAAAGAAUUUGGUCAUCUCAAAAAGAGACUAGAAAAUGAAUUAUGUUCAGAUCAAUAGCUGGUAAGGAAAGUGAGAAUUAGGAAAAAAGAACUUUUAUGAAGUACAGCAAUUUUAUGAAGCGCCAAAUUUAGAUAAUGCAGAAAGUAUUGUCUUUUCUUUGAAGCUGAAGUCUUCUAGUUGUGGAAAGUCAAAUGUCAAUGAAGGCUAUCUCAGUGUAGAAAAAAAAAAGUUUCACAGUGCUCUUAAGGCAGCAAGGUUCUGAAAGUUCUAUAUCAAAAGGUUCAAGCUCUCAAGUGCAUUCUUAGAAUGGAAUUGGUUAUCCAGUUUGAUGGGGAGUCAAAAACGGAUCCUUCUCUGGGUAGGAUUUUGUUUAAAAUUUUUCUUCUACAAGGUGCUUGCUUAAAAUUUGAUGUCAAUUGUUUUCUUUUGUUCUUUUAAUGUUUCGCAUAAUGUAUUUACUACUUCUGUUACACUUGUUCAUAUUUCCCAAUAAGCAAUCUGUCUAUUACUAGCAAUAAUUUAUGGCUUGCUAAUUGUGCUAUUGAUGGCGUACUGAUAGCAUAAAAAGAAAUAUUAAUUCAAUGGUAGUUUUAGAUUCA
Messenger RNA from Zingiber officinale, 1561 nucleotides. RefSeq lists its product as uncharacterized. Lineage: Eukaryota; Viridiplantae; Streptophyta; Magnoliopsida; Zingiberales; Zingiberaceae. The transcript has 3 exons. The record is from RefSeq and is a predicted model, not a curated record. Bases 307 to 801 code for a protein of 164 amino acids.